GGGUGAUAUAUCUGAAAACGAAGACAGUUUAACGUAUUACUUUUUUGAAUGUCACAGAAUGAAAGGGACUUUUUUGGAAAGCUGCAAUUUACGAGUCAAGUUGUGCGUCUUUAUGAAGAUCCACAUAUACAGCAAGUAGCAUUGAGUCAUGUACCAGUUGAGGAGUUAAAGAAAAAAGCAAAGGAGGCUUGUGAAAAAAGCAAAGAAGGCGGACAAGAUGGUGUGGACGAAAAAGAUUGUUUUCUGUUAGAGGUUCUUAGAUGGUUUGGUAUGCACAAACAAUUUGUUUAUUUUUUGUUUUUGUUGAACCGCAGUUUAAUGGUUUGAACCCAGGAGUAAUGUAUGUCCUGAGCAGUUUAAUUUGUGAUCGUAGUCAUGAAUAGGUUAUUAUCGUCAGCCUCAUUUAAGUGACUGAUUAUAUCUGCUUAGUCAAAUGGUGCUUAAUGAUCGAGUAAGGGCAUAGUUCCUUCAUUCAACAUACCUUCCACAAGCCGACUGCACCUCCACUUACGCCCAGUCCUGAGGGUGUCCUCUUACAUGAGGUCAAACCAUUAUUUUCAUAAGUACUAACCCAGUCUGGGCAAAAAACUACUUUUGAUGCAAGUCCAGCCAUUUUCUGGUCACGUUCUGGCCAAAAAGAACUGAGACUACCCAAAAUGUUUAUAAGUUGACUACUAUAUUAUGUUGCUGUCUGUUCCUGAUGCUAAAGCUUCUGGACUUUUGGAAUGCACAGAAGGCACAUUUUGAGGUUUAUUUUGACACUACCCUCCCAAAUUUUUGCCUUUUGCUUUCUCUCCUUCCUGCUUCCUUUGCUUUUUUAUUUUUUUUGCUGUACUUUUUUUCUUUUGCUGGGCAUUCUCUAGGCUUUGUUUCGGUGGGAAAGGUUUCUGUCAAAACCCUGAGGAUCAUGAAAUUAUUUGAAAGGAAGUAUGGGUGACUGAGUAAUGGGACGAAAUUUUCAUUGGAAUUUUCCUGUCUACUUUAAAGGUUUUUUUUUUUUUUUUUUGGGCUAGUUUAACUGACUUGUGCUCAUUCAGGCGUGGUUUGAAAGAUCUCUUCUCCCUGCACAAGUUAGGAGUCAAGGUGUCUAUCACUGUUUAAAGUGUUGACAUGUUGAGGCCUCAAAUGAAAUAAAAUGACCCUAAAUGUAAUAAAGGUCCUAAGUGUAAUAAAUUUUGGCCCUCACAAAGACUCAUUAAUAAUUCAUAAAGAUGUUAAUGUUAAUGUUAACAAGUGUCUUCAUAUCCGAUAAAGGCACAGCUAAACGUUACGUCCAAAGUUUUAGACCAAGGUAACCUGAAAUCUAAAUAUUAGUACAAGACUGAUUUGAUCUAUAUCAGAUUUUGAAGCCGUUUAAAAAACUUGCAGUUGUGUAUUAUCAGUUGUAAAAACUCUCAGCUUUGCCUGGAGAUUUUAAACCUGAUAAUACACUCCUGCUCAUUUUUUAAAUAGUACUAAAGGUUCUAAACGUAAUAGCGUAUGGUCCUAAAUGUAAAUAUGAAAGACCCAACAGUUGUAUAAUAACUGUUGGCCCUAAACUUGAUGAAGUCACUGACUGAAACAUGCAAUGGUCUGAUGCGAUAAUGUCAUAGCCAGGUGAUUCACUUUCUAUGCCAUGUAAUUUUUAUUGACAUUCACCAUUUCCACAUAGCCCAUAAUACAUCUUGUUUACCUUUCAAAAUUUUGCAUAACCAUUGUUUCUGUCUUCUCCUGGGUAUUACAGGUUUUCCAAGGUAAACUGAAAACAAGGCUUAGGCAUAAACCUUUGGUGGGAAACAAGGUGUAUUAUUAUUUGGGUAAUGUGAAAAGAGAAGCGGAAAAAUUAUAACAAAAAUUCUUAAAUGACUACAAUGGUAUUGGUAAAGUUUCUCUGAAACCAGAACAGAGUUCUAAACAAACCCCAAGGUACCUGGCCUUGUUAAAUCUGAACCUGAUAUUAGGAAAAGAAGGAAAACUAACCAAGGUGGACUGUUUUAAAGUAAAAUUGGCUCCUAUUUAAUCACAUGUCAAUAAUGUUUCAGGGUUCAACUAUUAUAUAUGUACAGGGGAGUGAUUUGUAGUUUAUUGAGAGCAAGAAUAGAUUUUUUGCCAGAAGAAACAAUAAAUAGUUCAAAGGGCAGCAAUACACAAAGAGGUUCAAGGCCUUGUCAAAGUUGAGUUACAUUCAUGUUAAUAGGGAGUUAAAGCAAAGGUUAUUACACUUAGGACCUCUAUUACAUUUCCUCAGUGGGGCAAAAAUUUAUUACACUUGGGACCUGUAUUACAUUUAGGGUCAUUUAAUACAUCUGAGGCCUCAACACGAUGUCACAAGUGGGACAAACAGGGAUCUGCAUGGGCAGUUCACAUGUUCAUUCUUUAGACUUAAAAGAGGUAUAGUUUGUAAAACAUGUAUAAUAACAUUUAUAUCUGUCAUUACAACAACAUCACAACAAUUUAGAUUUUUCUUUCAGGUUCUUUUUUUCACUGGCUUAGCAAACCACAUUGUGCAGAUUGUGGUACUGAGACAGAACGCAAAGCAGGAGCACACCCAACGGAUGAAGAGAGACUGUGGCUAGCGGGGAUGGUUGAAGUAUAUAGAUGCCCUAAUUGUGGGAAAGAUGAGAGAUUUCCUAGAUACAAUCAUCCACAAAAACUACUAGGUAAUAUUAUUUAUGUCUUAGAAAUAAGACAGUAUUAGGUACAACAAAGAAAUGCUUGGAAAAAAAAUCGGAACCCCCAGCAGGAAUCGAGCCCACGACCUCCCAAAAACUAGGAGGAUGCUCUAACCACUGAGCUAUGGGCAUCUCAUAUAGUGAGCAAGUCACAGGUUUAGUACACUUUAGUCCGGUGUACUCGCGACAUGUGAAAUCUUGUGACUUCCGAAAAAAAACCUGCCACCUGCACACCAUAAGAGUUGCACCUGGCUCAGUGGUUAGAGCAUCCUACUAGCAUCUGGGGCAGUAUGGGUUUGAUUCCUGCUGGGGGUUCAGAUUUUUUUUUCCAAGCAUUUCUAUGUUGUACCUAAUACUUUUUCCAGUCUCAUCAUCGCACUUGUGUGGUUAUUAUUUUAUAUCUUGUUGAUUAAAAUAAUGCAAUUAGGGUUAUUCAAUUAUGGUAAAUUCUGAGACUCACCAAGACAUAGAGUCCUUAUAGAAUAUUGUUUAAAAAUCCAAAAAGCUUGAAACUCCAAGAUAGAAAGACACACCCAAGAGUCACCCACCUUUCACCUAAAUGAUCAUAAGGAGACUGUUAAAAUGAACCUUAACCCUUAAAACAGCUAUUAAAGUAAUCACCUUUAAUUUCUGACUAGUCAGUUAAAUACUUAAAAGUUCCCAUCUAGCCCCUUGCAACAAAUAAGCCAGUGUCUUGUCUUUUUCCAGAAACCCGUCAAGGCAGAUGUGGGGAGUUUGGGAACUGUAAAGCAUUGAUUCUGCGGUCACUGGGUUUCGAGGUUCGACACAUCACUGACUGGACAGACCAUGUUUGGGUUGAAGUCUACUUAGACUCUCAACAAAGAUGGAUUAUCUGUGACGGAGGCAAAUGUGAUGCCUUCCUGCUUUAUGAACAGAGCUGGGGAAAGAAAUUAACUUACAUUGUGGCAGUUUCUAUAGAUGAGGUGUGCUACACUGUAUAAAGUUGAUAUGUUAAGUUCAAUGAUAGUCCUAGCUUUGUUUAAUUUAUACAGUGCUCCUACCUGGCAUCCUCAACAUGCUGGCCCAUUUUAGUUUAGAUGAUUGCAUCAUUGGCCAGGGGCAUAAACAAUGAACCUUGUCUCCUUUACAAGUACUGAUGUAUCAUACAAUACAAUACAAUACAAUCGUUUAUUGACACUCCCCUGGUGGGGCUUUUCGGUGACAAUGCGACUAAAAAAAACUAAUUAAGAUAAGAGAAGUAGUUAACAAUUCGAUUAAAAAGAAAGAAUGCGGUGAACAAAGCAAUAUAAACAUACCUAUUUAAGAAUUAAUCGUAUAAUAAAUAUUCUCACUACGUACUAUACAAUAUGCAUAUUUUAAGUUAAAAUAAAAUAAGAUACUAGUAAGAUACUAAAAUACUAUCAUAACGUGCUAUUUAAAAAGUCAGUAAUCAACUUGUUUUUCAGACAAAAUUUAAAAGUAGAAAUCGAUUUUGCAGUUUUAAGAGUACUGUCUAGAUUGUUCCAAAUGUGCACCAUGCGGUAGUGGAAUGUUCUCUGUCCGGUACUCGACUUUUACAAGGGAAUGUUUAAUAAUUGGCAACUUCGAGUCACACGCCCGGUGACCGCAAUUCUUGUUGUAAAUUGAUCGCUGAGGUAAUGUGGAGCUUGACCAGUCAUGCAUUUAAAUGCCAUGAGAGCGUCGCGUGACCAAGUUUCCAAAGCAAGGAACUCCCUAUAUAGCAUGGGGGCUUUAUGGGGUUAACUCCAAGAUCCCUAAAGUCACCUAAUAAUCCUGGCUUUCUGAGUUAUUCAAUUCAGACUUGAUAUUAGCUACCUUUUUCCAUUUCAACUUGGAAAUAAAUACUUUUAUAAAAAACGUUUAACAGGAAAAAUUUGACAGAUUUCUUUGAAAUUAUAAAGGAAAUAAAGGGAGAUGUAAAGAAUCGACCAUAAGAGGACACAGAAAAAAUCUGAGGCCCAGAUGGGAUUCGAACCCAUGAGCCUCCGUGUUCUAGAUCAGAUGCUCUAACCUCUGAGCUACUGAGGACCUGUUGGCGAGCAAGGGUCAUUUUUUGCAGGUUGGACUUGUGAACUGCAUCAAGCAGUCAUGCAGUCCAUCACAAGCAACACAUUAAGGCUUAACCGCAUCACGCAGUCACAUUAUUUGCAAUAAAUGCCUCGCCUAUGAAGGAGCCUCCAACCAACCUAUGCCACUGAUAUUAGUAUUAUAAAGGAAAUAAAGGGAGAUGUAAAGAAUGGACUGCGUGACUGCGUGAUGUGGUUCGCAAGUCCAACCCAGAAAAAAUGACCAUUGCUCACCAACGAGUCCUCGGUAGCUCAGAGGUUAGAGCAUCUGAUCUAGAACACGGAGGGUCGUGGAUUCGAAUCCCAUCUGGGGCUCAGAUUUUUUCUGUGUCCUCUUAUGUUCGAUUCUUUACAUCUCCCUUUAUUUCAUAAUACUAAUAUCAGUGGCAUAGAUUCUUUAAAAUUGUGAAGAAAAAAUAUUUUGGAGAUCAGUAUGGAUCUGUGCCUGCUUCAUGCUUCCAUAUUGAUUCAAGGGAGACUACAGAACCCACACAGCUGUCCUAGACAAUAGGCCCCACUUUUCCUGAGUUGUGUGUGGGGUUGGGAUUCUAUUCAAGGCAAAUAAGCUAGCAUUAUUAUCUACAGCCCAGCUCAGUAACAAUCAAGACCAAAGAUAAAAAUAGUCUUUUGUUCACUCAUUCAUUCUUCAACUGUAAGUUACCUUUUGAGCAAUUAUCAAUUAGGUUAAAUUUCCUUCAUUAAGUAUCAAAACUUCUUUUUACUUAAAAUUCGAUUCAUCAAACUCAAUUGAUUUCUUUUGUAUUCUUAGGUAGUGGAUGUUACUUGGAAAUACUCAAUAAAACACAGUGAAGUUACACGAAGAAGAUUAUUGGUUAGGGAAGAAUGGCUGUCAAAAACAAUAGCAUUUUUUAAUCAAAAGGCAAGUAUAACUGAAGCAAAGGACCAGCUAGAAAUAAAACUGAUAUUAUAUAGUGCUAUUAAUAUGUACUCUCUGGGAAAAAAGACAGUUGUGAUGCUUUUAAUUUUUUAAAACAAUAUUUUGUUUUUGGGGAGGGAAUUGUUAAUAAAAACACAUAAUUGCCGUAUGCUGGCCCAUAGAUGAGAAUGUAAUUAAUGCCUACUUUGCUUUUUAACAGCGCCAACAAAUCCUGCCCUUAGAGCGUCGUGUUGCCUUACAAGAGCGUUUUGCCAGGGAACUUGCUGAAUUCUUUUCAAACUAUAAAGGAAAACUUUUUGGGACUGCUGCUUGGAGACGCAUGAUAGGAGUGCCAGAAUCACUGGUAAGAAGUGUUUCAUCCUGGAAGAGGUUUGCCUCUAUGAAAAUGGUGGGGAUACUUGUCAUAACUAUUAGAAGGUACAAUUUGUGGAUUGGUAUCACUCAGGGCACUAACAUCUAAAAUGGCCUGGUUAGAGUUGCUGUAGUACCUUUAAGGAGCAUUUUACUGUAUUGAGCCAUAAAAUGAAUCAAGGAAACUAUUUGUGAGUCAACUGCCUGGAUAGUUUUCAUUAUUAUUGAAAGUAAUCAGAGCCAGGUAAUUUAUUGUAGAAUAAUAAUAAUUGAUAGCUCUUAGGGGGAAAUGUAUUCCACCCCCCACAGAAUGAGAAUAUGUUACCUGACGUAUUAGGAGAGUUUCUGAAAAUUUCUGAGAGCACCCCUGUCUUUCCAGAUGCAGAGAAGGGAUAUCUUCUUCAUAAAUUGUCUAGUGAAUUACCAGUAGUGUUAGAUGGGAGAAGUAAUUAUUAUAAUUUUAAUUGAAUGUAUUAUUUUCAAAUUUUGGAAUAAUCAUCAGCCUAACAUAUCGGUGUCUAAUGGAACAGUGGACUGAAAGUACGAACAUGCACCUGUCCACCCUACCCUCUGAUCAGUGAGCAAAAUGUCUUUUUAUUUCGCAGCAUGAACCAUAUAUUUUUGUACCAACUGAUGAAGAGAUAAACAACAAAAGGUACCAACACAUUUUAUUCUGAUUUUUGAACGAGAGCCACUGUUGUAUGCUUUCGAGGUGUACUCAGGUUUUUGGCUAAUUAAUUAGCAAAGACGCCACAUUCACCACAUGAGAACACAAAACUGAACACAACUUCUUGUGCAGUUUGCCAUGAGUUUAACAUUUUGCACUCAGGAGGCUAAGAGAGUUCAAUAUUUCUAUGAUCAGCAAUCCUUCCAAAAUCAUACAGUCAUUAAAUAAGUUAGUAAGUAAAUUUUACAUUUAUGACAUAAAUUUCAUUGUCUUUUAUAGACUGACUUUGAGUUAUUGCUGUACAAGUGAUAAAUACUUCCGUGGAACCAAGAAGGAAUCAUUCCAGGUGGGCUGGAAAAAUGGAGCAGCAGAAGUGAUCUCAGUGUUCAGGAAAUAUGAACAUGAUUGGACAACGGUAAGUGCAGUAUGCAUUUAACAGGCACACUAACAUCAGUGGAAGCAUGAGCGCAUCAAAUGUACUAGGUAACAGUAUCUAACCUAGCUGAAAUAAUCUGAUUGUUCAGAAAAUAUGAGCAUGCUAUUACAACAUAAAAUCAACUAUACCUGUCACACUUACUCUGAAGGCAUGGAGGCAUACUUGUGUCAUAUAACAGGUGUUGCAAUGUAGAAGUAUUAAUGUUCAGAAGAUAUAAGCGUGAUUGGACUACAGCAAGUUUAGUUUUCACGGACAUACUAACAUAGGCAGGACAUAUGAAUGUGUCACAGGUAUGCCAAUAUCAUGGAAGUGAUCUUUUUGUACAGGGAAUGUAAGGGUUAUUGGACUGUGCAAGUAAAAGUUUUGCAGGCACGUCAACAUAGGUAGGAUGUACACGUGUCAUAGGUAUAGCAACAGAGUGGAGAUGUGGAGGAGACAGCAGAAUGUGUGUGUGAAUGAACAAGCUGGAGUUAGUGCAGCAGCUUCUUUUUCACCUGAUCACCAAGAUGGCUGGUGGUAUGAGUGUUUCACAGAUUGUCCAAUAAAACUGUCUGGUAUUGGGUGAAGGUCAAGUGAUCUUGGUAUUUGGCAAAUAUGAGCAUGUUUGGACAAUGUAAACGAUGGUAAUCACAGGCAUACCAACAGCGGCUGGGGUUAUGAGUGUGCAUCACAGCUAUACCAACAUGGGGAUCUUGAUAUUUAAUAUUGUAAAAUUUUUUGUCCAUUGUAGGUGAUUGCUUAUCUCCUUGAGAGAGGAGUCCAGGGGGAUGACCUGACAUCCUUACAGACAGGAAAUGUAAGCAUAUUAAAGUAAACAGUACCUUUUUGUGAAAGGUGUGAAUGAUUUGGGACAGACACAGUUGUUGUCUGUUCACAUUGAGUCACUGGUGCCUGAAUAAACAUGUCAACCAUUAGUAAAACUGCCUUGUGGUUUGUUUUAACUAUGAAAAUUAGCAUUAAAAACUAAUGACGUUUUAACUGUCUAACAGUUAUUUUCAAGUUCAAUAUAAAGGGUCUGUUAACUUAGGCCACAGUUUAAGAAAUCAUUUGAUCUCCAGAUCUCAUUCCUAGUGGAUUAAUUUAAGAAAAUAAGUGCUGUGUGUGAGAUUAUAACUUUGCGUGACAAUCAAGAUGGACACUUAAUUAUCGUGGUAGUGAUCAGAAUGUAUAUCAAUAAGGGAUCAAUUAUUGCGGUACCUUGUUUUUAAGCAUGUCAUCUUAAUCUUUUUUUAGUUAGUUGGGUUUAGAUUGCGUGUGUACCUUUGGCAGUGAACGUUUCGUAUUUGGAAUAAACCCUUGAAACUGUGAAAUCGUGAAGUUUCUGCGUUAGCAUUCACGACAGUGCUUUUCAAGUCUACACGAUAAAUGGUGUUUAGAUAAAAGCGCUGAGCAAACUGAAAAUGGCUUAGAAUGCAGUUUUGUUGAACACGGGCUAAACUCAGUUUAAAUAAGUGGCCCAAAAAGUUUAAGAACUCAUUUAUUUUGACUGGACUUAUGAGAUAACAAUUAAAAAAACUAAACUAUUUCCUUAGAAGUGAUAGAAAAUCGUACAAGUGUUAAGUGAACACGAAAGCUAACAAUAGAUUCUGGUUUGAUUCUAAAUUUCUAAAAAGCACCCUCAAAAAAUUUACAAACAAUUUAAUUUCCCUGUAGGAAUGUUAAUCCUUUUGAUUUUUUCUGACUGUAUAAUUAUUCAUUUCUUUAUUAUUUUUCUUUUUCGUUCUUAGUUUUGUAUCGUUCAACAGUUUGUUAAUAUGAUAAUUUAUGACUAGGUAACUUUCUUGAUGUAUUUAAAGAUAAUUAUUAUUUCAUUUUUUUUUGUAAGGCUUACUUAGCACGACUACAUGGCUCUCCAUCUGGCCUGAUUGCAUGGAAGGUGGAUUUUACUUCCUCUGAUUUAGUGAUUGACGAAGUUACUAUAACGGCCAAGGUCACUACAACAGAAACUGGGCGAGUAGACUGGAAACUAGUAGGGGAUGAUGAAGACACACAAAGCCUCGAUUUUAGUAAUGGUGUGUACCCCAUUACUUAAAAUUUUCCCAACAGUUAAAAAAUUAAGGAAAAUUGUGCAAAGCACUUUUCAGAGAUGAAAGUGACAGUUCUUGCUGUUUUCAGUCAUUUUAACAGAAAUACAUUUACAAUUUGCAAUUUCAUCUCGUAAAAAGGUAUUUUAUUAGUUCCAUCCGAAAGUAUGCACAAUUUGUCUUUCAUUAUACUUAUACCACGGGAUUUCAUCUGUAGACUUAAAGUUACAACUCAAUCAAAUUGAUUGGUUGUUUGAUGGAUUGAUUGAUUGAGUGAUUGAUUGAUUGUUUGAUUGACUGAUUGAGUGAUUGAUUGAUUGAUUGAUUGAGUGAAUGAGUGAGUGAUUGAUUGAUUGAGUGAUUGAUUGAUUGAUUGGCAGAUUGAUUGAUUGAGUGAUUGAUUGAUUGAUUGGUUGACCAACCAACUGAGUGACUGUUUCACUCACUCCCUGAUUCAUGCACUGAGUGAAGGACAUAACUGGCUGACUGAUUAUUUGACUGAGUGACUGAUUCAUUGAUUAAUUGAAAUUAAAACUGAUUCAUUCUUGAAACAUGAUGCUUACAUAUGAUAUCUGCGGUAUCUUGCAGGUCAGAAAUUAUUAAAAACUUCAUCCUUAAGUGGCUCCAAGACUUUGAAACUGACAGCUCAACUCAGUGGUGGGCGAGGUGAUAAUGCCUGGAAACAAGCAAAGUUAUUUAGCCAACCAAUCAGCAAUGAGAAUGAUUUUACCUUUGAAAUCACAAUCACUCUUCGUGUUCCUUAGUGAAAGUCAUUUAAACAUGUAAAUCUUAAUAUCAUCAUGGAUAUUCUCCAUAUAAAUUCUUUCACACAAUUCCCAUGCUACUGAUGAUGAGAAUUUGUGUUAUUGUCAAGAUAUUUUUUUAAUGAUCAUUUCCAUAUAAUUCUCAACACCUUUGUAUUUGCUAAAGCUUUGAUCUUCUGUGGAGAAUUAGAUGUGGCCUUUUUUAGUAACAGGCAACUUUGAGAAAUUCAUAAAUAUAUUUCCUAGUAAUAAUUCCUAGUUAUUAAAGUAAUAGAAAUAGGUUAAGUUGUAUAUGUUUUAUGAGCAAAAUUUGUCCUUUCUAAGAAGAACUGAUUUUUAAGUGGACCAUAAGGUGGCUGGUUUUAGAUACUUCCAAUAAUAAUUUAGAUCAAAUAUCACAGUAUUAAAUAUAUUUAACCCAUUUCGGUCAGUUCGUUGAUCUUCUGUGUACAGUUUUUAUCAGUUAACAAAACCUUGUAAAUACGGUGGAAUGGGACGUUAUUUAUGAAACAUAUUAUUUAUCAAAAUCAUUAACUGUGUCGAUGCAAAACAAUAAAAAUUGUUAUUAUAUAUUAACAUAUUAUUUAUCAAAAUCAUUAACUAUGUCGAUGUAAAACAAUAAAGAUUGUUAUUAUAUAUCAACCUACUUUUCUCUGAUCAAUCUAUGAAUUUGUAAAUAGUGAAUGAUCCAUUGUAUUUCACUUAUUUUUUAACGUAUAUUUAUUAUCUUAGUUAUUUGGAAAUUUAUUUAGCUAUUUUAGUUGAUUAGUAGCCUUGUAACUGAAAAACCCUUUUAGGGAGUUGCAAUAAAGUAUGUAUGUAUGUAUGUAUGUAUGUGUGUAUUAUUUGAUUUAUUGAGUCUGGUGAUUCACACAAUUGUUAAUGUAUAGUGUAGGCAGUUACAAAAGUUGAACCGGAUCAACUCGGACCGCUAGUGCCGGUCGGAUCAACCCAGAUCGACUCCACGUGAUGCCAGAAACCGUUGCAGAUCUAAAGCUCAACUGGCUUUUAAUUUUAAGAGGCGUGGCCGACCACGUGUCGACUUUUCUAUUACGAAUUUUGACAGUCGCUAUCCCCAGUUAGUUCUGCGGCCUUUUGUAGGCUAUGCGGGGUGAUUAUUUCUUGCAUUUGCCUCGUUGUAUCGUUUCACAGAGCAACAUGUUCGUUAGAAGCGGUUGAACGACUAAACUACUUUCACGCCUUAUUAUGCGUUUCCAAUGAAAUUUAGCUGCAUCUGUUUGUUGUGCUACAAGGAAUACCCAGAAAAAUCCUUUGAAACACGUAUGAAAAUCAAUAACACACUAAGCCAACGUAGAUACCACGACGUUUUCUUUGUAUUGGUUGCCUUUUGCUGAUUUUGUGGGAUUUUUAACUGUUAUACUUUCAGGUCAAAGAAGCCACCCGAAAGAUUGCGGAGAGAUUUAACAUUUCUGGUCCGUUCAAUACUCGGUUUUUAGCCAAGAACAAUGAUAUCAUGGUAUGUUCACUAAUUACGUUUAUGUGGUCUGUAAUUAUAUUUACCUCGUGUUCGAUAUUGUUUUAGGAUUUUGUUUCUGCAUGUGAAUCGGUUUUAAUUUCCCUCCUCCUGGAAUCUGUUGCAUAUUCUCUCGCGUGUGUCACUAAAUAGAAAUCUUUCCGCGUUUAUCGCCGUUGCCAUCUCGUGAAGCUGGCCGCGUAGUUCAGGUUUCAUAGUUCACGCUCCAUGAGUUUUAAAUGAAAACAACGGUAAAACUUUCGGAACUUUCAUCUCCAGUGUCGCUCAAAAUCUGUCCAAAGCUUUAAUCAACCACCAACUCUUAAUUCUUGCCUCGAACAGGAAACUUAGUUUUUAAAUAGUUCUAAAACAGAUACCAACAGAACCAAAUUUCUAGCCUGCUCUACCCAACCCACACCCCCCUCCCCCCAAUCCCCUUAACCGCCGCCUCGAUGUGCAAAGGAGAAGUGAGCCAGCGAUAUCUAGAACUACUGUCAGAAAGUUGUACUUCAGAUAAGCGACACGAACACAACAUUUAUCAAACAUUUCGUUGAUUCUUUAAUUUUUAUUAGUACGGUUGGUCUAAAGAUAUUCUGGAUCUGGUGCUGUUUUAUCUGGGUACAAUUUUUUGAAGGUAAGUUUCGUUUUGUGAAUGUAGUUAUCAUAUUACUCCAUGAAAAAACAUGGUAAUUCUAAUUUGAAAAUUUGUCUUCCUGCUUCGUCAUGGUAAAGGAUACACUGCACUUUGUAGGUUUUAGUGAUGGCUACCGCUUUCGGGUUACUGGAUUACUACGGACAGCAGGUACGUUUAAAGAGGUUUCAAAACCUCAAACAGGACAUAGGGCAUUUCGAUGACCUAACUUUUUCUUCAAAGUGUUUCUAAGACGUUUGUUUACACGAUAUAAAAUGUUUUAUGAACAUUGUCAAUUUCUUUGCUUUCCAAAGCCCUGUAGACCGCUUCCUUUCGAUUUCAUGGCCUUCGAUUUUAUGAUAUUAUGCCCUUAAAAACAUUCAUGAAAUUUGUUAUCGAUCUUUAAUUCACAUUUUGGUGAUUGUAAAUUAAAAUUAAUGAUGAAGAUUGCCUGAUUGGCCCAUUUAUUGAUUUGCUAAUGGCUUACUUUACAACAUUACUUUCUGUGUAACUACGAAAUCGCACAUGAUUAGAAAUUGAAAAAUUCAUUCUGUUGCAAGAAUUACGCUGGCACUUUUCACCCAAGGGUAUUAAAGCCAAAUUCAAAGUAAGAGAUUCAGUUUAAAGAGAUCACCCUGUACGUGGAUCUUAGCUAAAAUGUAAGCUUUAAUUUAAAAUUUUGCCUUUUUUUGCAAAGAGGGGGGGACCUUGUAGUCUAUGUAUUUCUUUACUGCGCUUUUCAAAAACAUGCGAACUCUGAAGCUCAAAAGCUGCCUUCACAAUUAAUUGCAUUUCUCUAUGCCAUCAAUCACAAUUGCAAAUACAAGCAACCAACCCUGAUACACAGAAACACACAAAACGGUUCGAAAUCCACCAAUCACAAAUCUCAAAACGUGACCUUUUGAACCCGUUGAAGUAAACUUCUGUCUCCUAAAGGCUGGUUUUCACUAGCGACGGAGUCGGAGUCGUAAUAAGAAGUUUAGGGCUUAUGAUCCAGUGAAAACAGCAUUCCCAUUCCCCUUACAGCUCCAUCGCUUACGUUCCGCUUAUGAUCUAGUGAAAACCUGAUUGUCGGAGUCGGAAGCAGAAGCGGAAGAACUAUACCAAUCACAAAGCGUGGGAACGUGCAUUGUAAUAUUGGUUUAUCCUUCCACUUCUGCUUCUAACUCCGACAAUCUGGUUUUCACUAGAUCAUAAGCAGAACGUAAGCAACGGAGUCGGAAGAGGGGUUGGAAGAAAUGGAAACAUUCUGAUUCUUCUGACUCUGAUUCCAUCACGCUUAUGACACCCCUUACGACUUCGAUUUUUUAUUUUCACUAGGUCAUAAGCGCUCUUACAACUCCACUUACAACUCGGACUCUGACUACGACUCCGUCGCUAGUGAAAACCAGCCUUAAGAGGUCCACUAAGAUGAUUGACAGCAGUAAAAAAAUGUAAACGUCGCUUGCCUUUUGAACUUCAGAAUUGGCAUGUUUUUGAAAAGCACAGUAACUAACACACAUCGGUCAUUACAUAAGCAGCGAAUGCAUACCUUUGUUGUCCAGGGGCAGUGCCUGAGAAGAAAACCCUUUUUUAAAGCUUCAAUUUAAUUUGAGUUUGUACAAAAUGUAUCAUCUGAAAAUUAUAAUUCAUCUUAGCCUGAGAGAACAGCCCUCUCCCCUCACUCACAUUUAAUUACCUAGCAGAAAGGAGCAAGGAAAAACAGCAGUAUUAAUUUGCAGGUUAAAUUCAUCUUGGCCAUGAGAUGUACCUAGAAACCAACUGUUAAACAUAUUCCUUUUUUAAACAGAAUGAAAGGGAAUUUUUUGCAAGACUGCAAUCUUUAGAUGAAGGUGUGCAUCUUUAUGAAGAUCCACAUUUGCAAGAAGAAGCUUUGAGUCAUGUACCAGUUGAGGAGUUAAAGGAAAGAGCAAGGGAGGCUUGUGAAAAAAGCAAAGAAGGUGGACAAGAUGGUGUGGACGAAAAGGAUUGUUUUUUGUUGGAGGUUCUUGCAUGGUUUGGUAUGCACAAUCAGUAUGUUUGUUUGUUGAACCAUAACAGGAGCUGUAUGCGUGGUACGCACAUGCACCUGAAAAAGUUGAGGGUACUAAAAUGAAAUAAAUGAAAUAAAAAUGUGAAUAAGAAAAAAUAAAUAAAAAUUGAUCAUAUAAUUGUCUAAAAUGCAGUUUGCCUCAAUUCAUUUAACUCUCCUUGUUUCCUUGAAAUAAUUAUUUCUAAAACAACAGACUGUUUUUUUCCACACCCUAAUGUCAGUUUCCAGAGAAGCAACGUGAUUCAUUGGUGGACCGAAUCUGAUGUUCUUUAGUCAAUGAAUCCAAAAAGAUGACAAAAAAUUGUACAAUUUGUUUACAUCAUUUCAUAUCCAUUAAUUAAACACUUAGGCUUAUUACGUAACCUCACCUUAAAUGAAAGAAUAUGAAAAAGACUAUAGACUUUGGGGGCAGGGUGGGGUGGGUUGGGGGGAUACCUCUGGAAAAAUCCUGGCUACGCCUCUGCAUAAUUCUCUUAAAUGCAGGUGCUUACACUUGGUCCUGAAGGUGUCUUAAUUCUUAUAUUAAUUUAUUUUAUUCAUUUAAUGUAUUUAUUCUUUUGACUUAAAAAAAAAGGGGAGUAGUAGAGCUUAAAUAAUAUUAACAUCUCUUAAUCUCAGUUUGUAUGACAACAACUCAAGCUGUUCUUUCAGGUACCUUUUUUCACUGGGUGGAUAAACCAAUUUGUGCAGAUUGUGGUACUAAGACAGAAUCCAACGGAGGAGCAUAUCCAACUGAAGAAGAGAGACAGUGGCUAGCAGGGAGAGUUGAAUUAUAUAAAUGCCCAAACUGUGGGAAAGAUGAAAGGUUUCCUAGAUACAACCAUCCAAGAAAACUACUGGGUAAGUUUAGAUUACCAAGUUGGGACCUAUUUUUUACCAAACCUUGAGGCAAAACAUGGGACCUAUUUUUUAUAUCCACAAGCAAAUUCUCCAAUCUAAGUUGAAACCUUUUUGCAAAAUUCUCAUAACCUAAUCUCUUGACAAUUAAAUGAGGAGAAUAACAGAAUUGGGACUUAAAGGGUAACUCAUAUAACUCAAUGCUCCUAGGAUCACAAGCUGAGAAAGGCUAACAAGUUUUCAAGAAUUUGCAAUUAUUUUGUCUAUCUGUACCUUCUUUUGCAUGUGCUCUGUUAUUUACCGGUUUAUCCCCUUCUCACACACAACUGGGAGCCAACUGCCAAGUUUCAUUAAGUUCCUUGCAGGAAAUGGCCACUGUCUUGUCUUUUUACAGAAACCCGUCGUGGCAGAUGCGGUGAGAUUGCAAAUUUUAAAGCAUUGAUGCUACAGUCACUUGGUUUUGAGGUGCGACACGUCACUGACUGGACAGAUCAUGUGUGGGUGGAAGUUUACUCAGAAUCUCAACAAAGAUGGAUUAUCUGUGACGGAGGCAAAUGUGAUGACUUCCUGCUUUAUGAACAGGGCUGGGGAAAGAAAUUAACUUACAUUGUGGCAUUUUCUAAAGAUGAGGUGUGCUAUGCCUUUAAGAUCCUCUAUAGUCCUAGCUCUAGUUAUUCAUACAGAGGCCCACUUAUCAGAGUAUGUAUGUCCCUAGUCUGAAUUUUAAAAAGUGGCUGUUUCACAUCUUGAGGAGUGGGCCAUGUCCUGUUGGUAUUUUGCUAUAAUUGCAUCUGUGAUUUUCCUUGUUACUGAAACAGUUUCAACAAAACUGUGUUGUUUAACGCCAUUUCAUCUGUGUAAUGUCAUUGUUUCAAGGCCAUGUUGCUUGUCAAAAUUUUACCCAAAGAGGGCCUCUAGACAAAUUUUCACUAGAAUCUGGCUGACCUCAGCAGUAGCAUCUUAGUCUUGUGUAAUAAAAAAGCUUGUGAAUUCAUGCUGGGUCAUCUCUGUUCACAUGAUUGACUCCUUCUUUCAAAGGAGAGGUAAAAAGCCACUCAGCUGAGAAAGGCUGUAGGCCUGUAGGCCUGUAGGGAUGGGCAUGGGUUUCUCUUCUUGGCAAAUUAGGUAGUAUUGUUUUUUAUAGGGCCUUAAACCAGUAGCAAUAAGUACAAAAGAUAAAUUUAGUUAUUUGCUUACCUAUUCAGUUAGUCAUUCACUCAGUCAUCCAUUCAUUGACAUUUUGUUCACCCAUUCAUUCAUUGAUUCAUUCCUUCAUUAACCAGCCUUAAUUCUCAAAAGAAGUAAUGUUACCUUAGUUAUAAAUUAACAAGUUUAAACUUAUCUUCAACUAUCAUUCAUCAUGCAUCAAACGCAAAUGAUUUCUUUUGUGUUCUUAGGUAGUGGACGUUACUUGGAAAUACUCGGUGAACCACGAUGAAGUUACACAAAGAAGAUUAAUGGUUCGCGAAGAAUGGCUAUCAAGAGCAAUAGGGUUAUUUAACCAACAGGCAAGUAUAACUGAAGCAAGGUAUCAGAUUGAAAUAAACAAAUUAGUAAGUUAUUAAAACCUUUAAAAGCCAGUUGAAAGGCUCCAUUUGAUUUAUGCUUUCACAGGAAUUUGAAAUUUUUUUUUCAAGAAGUUAUUAAUAAAGCCAGAUGAUAUUUUAAUGGGCAGUUUGCUUUUUACCAGCGCCAACAAAACCUUCCUAUGGAGCGUCGCAUUGCCUUACGAGAGCGUUUUGUCAGGGAACUUGUGGAAUUCUUUUCAAACUACAAAGGAAAACUGUUUGGGACCGCUGAAUGGAGACGCAUGAUAGGGAGACCUGAAUCUUUGGUAACACUUUUUUUUCACUUUUUUUAGUCUUUUAACCACAGGAAGGAAUGUUUCAUCUGAUAUUCAGACCCCUGGGGAGGUUCUCCACUUUAAAAAUCAAAAUAUCUAGUGAUCCACAUACAAAUUCCCCACACUGAUCUCCGGACAUUUUGCUUACAGAAUUAGUUGCAAGAAUCUGACGAAAGAUCAAAGCAGUUUCCCUUUGGUGAUCAUUAAAUAAUUAUCUUGAUCUGUCUUUUGAUGACUGUAUAUUGAUCUUUUUGGGAGAAAAUUGAUGUUGGUCAUCGUUGGGACUUAAAAGGUCAAGGGUGUGUGUUUGUAAUGCUUAAGGACACUAAAAUCUUAAAUGGCCACAGUUAGAGUUGUUGCAGUACUUUUGAGGGGCAUUUUAGUACCAAAAGUAUGAGAUAAAGUUGUGUAUAGUUGCUUUAAAACUUUGGCAUAAUCAUCAGCUUGACAUACUCAAUGUUAAAUGGAACAGGCAACACAGUGUACAAACUUGCACUGACCAGUGUGCAAAAUGUUUGCUUUUAAUCUUGCAGCAUGAACCUUAUAUUUUUGUACCAACUGAUGAAGAGAUAAACAACGAAAGGUACCAACACAUUUUAUUCUGAUUUUUGAGCUAGAGCUUCCGAGUCGUUUUUGUCUGCAUGCUGAUAUGAGGCCGGGUGCUCAGGUUUAAGGCAGAUUUGGUGACAACAAUGCAACAUUAGGGCAGAUGAGGGAAGCACACAGUGAGAACUGAACACAAAGAUCUGACCACUGUCCUCAGUGUUGUCUUUGCUAAACCACCUAAUAAAAUAUUAUUCUAGUGAUGGAGAGGUGUGAAGAAGUUUCUUGAGUUUGAAACUUUGCACUCCUAGGACUGUGAUUGGUUAAGUGUCGGAGUAAAUUAUACAUUAUAUUAAGAUAUUCAUUGUUUUUAUAGGCUGACUUUGAGUUAUUGCUGUGCAAGUGAUAAAUACUUCCGUGGAUCCAGGAAGGAAACAUUCCUGGAGGGCUGGAAGUCUGGAGCAGCAGAAGUGAUCUCAGUGUUCAGAAAAUAUGAGUAUGACUGGACAGCAGUAAGUGUUGUAUGUAUGUAACAGGCACACCAACAUAAGCGGGGAUACAAGUGUGUCAGAUGUAUUAAUUAACAGUUGGUGGCACAGUGUGGACAUCCAACACAGCAGAACUGAACUCAUUGUCUGGAAGUAUAAAUGUGUCUGCACAGGCAUAGUAACUUAAUCUGGAAUGGGACAAGUUAUCUCCAUAUUUUACCGGCAGAGUACACGCAUAGUUGUCACAGGCAUACCAACAUAGAUAGGAUAUAUUGUCCAUAUGAAUGUGCCACAGGCAGGACAAGCUAGUGGUAUAGGAUGGAAAUCUAGAUUGGGGGAAGUGAUCUCUGUUUAUGCGCAGGUUAUUGAUCCAUGCAAGUAUAAUCAUACCGUCCAACAUAGAUUAGAUAUAGGGCUGAUAUGGGUGUGUCGUAGGUAUGGUAGCAAGGUUUGGAACAGAGGAAAUCUAUAGUGGUAGUUCUCAUUGGUCAGCAAAUAUAUGUAUGGACAUGAGUUAGUGCAGCUUCUUUGUCAUAGUACAACAAAACUGUCUGGUGUAGAGCUGUUAGUCAUAUGGUGAUGGUAUUUAGCAGAUGUGAGCAUUAUUGGACAAAGUGUGUAUUCCAGAAAAACCAACAUGGGUGAUCUAAAUAAUCGUAAAAACAAUUUGUCCAUUGUAGGUGCUUUCUUAUCUCCUUGAGAGAGGAGUCCAGGAAGAUGACCUGACAUUCUUACAGACAGGAAAUGUAAGCAUAUUAUAUUUUAUCUAAAAUUUACUGCUUUUAUGAGAAAGGUGUGAAUGAUGUGGAACAGACAAAGUUGUCAUAUCUUAAUGUUAAUUCACAGUGACCUGAAUAUACAUGCGAAAAUUUAGUAUUAAAAUGCUUCGGAUUUGUUAAUCCUUUUAAUUUUUCUGACAAUAAAAAUUGGUUUAUUAUUUAUGUCAGGCCUACCUUGCACGACUACAUGGCUCUCCAUCUGGCAUGAUUGCAUGGAAGGUGGAUUUGACUUCCUCUGAUUUAGUGAUUGAUGAAGUUACUAUAAUGGCCAAGGUCACUACAACAGAAACUGGGCAAGUGGACUGGAAACUAGUGGGGGAUGAUGAAGACACACAAAGCCUCGAUUUUAGUAAUGGUGUGUACUUCACCCAUUACAUGAUCUAACGUAAUUUUCCUAUCAGUAAAUAAAAUAAAGGAAUUCAACCAAGAAAAUAAUUCCAAACUUCAUAUUGUAAAAAAUAGUAGUUCCAUGUGAAAGUUAACAGUGAUUUGUCUUUCUGUUGUUCACACCACAGGAUUUCGCAAAAUAAGAGUUACAACUGCAAUAUUGAUUGAUUGAUUGAUUGAUGUAGUGACUAGCUGAGUGACUGUUUGACACAAUCCUUAGUUCACUGACUUACUGUUAUGACAUACUGACUGGUUUUGCACACAUAAAAGGGUGCAAAUAAAAUAGAAGCAAUGUAUGAAAGGCUGGUGUAAACUUAAAAAUUACACGAGGUUCAACUUUUCCAUUUACGCACGACUCUCAAUACGUUACCUCUAUUUUAUUAACACGGCAGUGAAAAUCCACCCUUACUGGUGGAUUGUCUGAUGGUAAGUAACUGCUUCAUUGAAGGAUGAAGAGCCAAACUCAUUCAUUCUUAAAACAUUAUGCUCACGUACAUAAUUUAUAUAAUAUCUUUGGUACCUUGCAGAUCAGAAGUUACUAACAACUUCAUCCUUAAGUGGCUCCAAGACUCUGAAACUAACAGCUAAACUCAGUGGAGGAAAAGGAGAUGUUGCCUGGAAACAAGCACAGUUAUUUAGCCAGCCAGUCAGAAGCGAGAAUGAUAUUACCUUUGAUAUCACCAUCACUCUACGUUUUCCUUAGUGUAACACAUUUAAACAUAUUAACCCCUACCAUUUGCACCAAUAUUCUCCAAAAUGCUUUAUUAUAAAUUUUCUGUGUUACUGAUAAGGAAAAUGUUUGUAAUGGUCACGAUAUUGUUUGCUGGUCGUUUACUUUUUUUAACACCUUCGUGUCAAAAAUUAUACCUCAGUGACAUUCUGAGGACAAAUCAAAUGUGGCCCACCUUAAAGGACAGGAUACAUGAAUUCAAGAUUUUCUUUCCCUUUGUAUUUAAAAUAUAAUAGAUUAAGUUGUAAAUGUCUUACAAGUAUAAUAUGUAUUUGUAAGUAGAGUUAAGUAAUCAUAUCUCUGAGUGUAAAUCAAGUUGUCAGGGUUGAUGUCAAAUAUCACAGAACUGAAAUAUGUGGCAAUUUUGACCCAUCACAUGUACAGAACAAAAAUUUGUAAGUAUAGGUAGAAUGGGAACGUUAUUUAUAAAAAUCAAUCACUUUAUCAGUGUGAAGGGAUUGGGACUAAGGAUUGUGUCAAACAGUCACACAAAGGGUGAAUAAAGAGAUGUACAAGAC
This is a messenger RNA of Porites lobata, 20101 nucleotides long. The record is from the annotation of a GenBank genome assembly. NCBI's taxonomy places the organism in Eukaryota, Metazoa, Cnidaria, Anthozoa, Scleractinia, Poritidae.